GAAGAAGGAGGGAAGGGAGAGGCAGGAGAGGAGAGGUGGGGAGCGAGGGAGGAGGCGAAGCAGGAUGGAGACAUGGAGUUAGGCGGCUCGGGAGCGCUUAAUGAAAAGCCAGCGGGGAGGGGGGUGUGGAUUGGAAACCAGAGGUAACCCCAGGGAGCAGGGCCAGGCAGAGAGGAGGAGAGGGAGAGUGGACGGUUGGAGGGACAGAGGAGAGCUAGGAGGAGACGCACAGAGAGGGGACAGGAGUGGUUUGGGGUGGGGUUGGGGGGUCCUCAGUCCUCUAGUCGCCCGGGUAUUUGGGGGAAUCGGGGAGGGGGGGGGAGACUGGACGUCCUGGAGGGACAGGGUCCCAGGAAGAGGUGAAGGAGGAGCUGAGAAAAGAAGGAGGGGGGGGGCAGGGCACCAAGAAGGGGUUGCUCCGAGGCCUCCCGGGGAAUGGGGGGUGCGGCUCGUCUGAGCGCCCCUCGAGCGCUGGUGCUCUGGGCUGCGCUGGGGGCGGCAGCUCACAUCGGACCGGCGCCCGACCCCGAGGACUGGUGGAGCUACAAGGAAAAUCUCCAGGGAAACUUCGUGCCAGGGCCUCCCUUCUGGGGCCUGGUGAACGCGGCCUGGAGUCUCUGCGCGGUGGGCAAGAGGCAGAGCCCCGUGGACGUGGAGCUGAAGAGGGUCCUGUAUGACCCCUUUCUGCCCCCGCUGAGGCUCAGCACUGGGGGAGAGAAGCUCCGGGGAACCCUGUACAACACCGGCCGCCACGUGUCCUUUCUGCCUGCUCCCCGGCCUGUGGUCAACGUGUCUGGGGGGCCCCUCCUCUAUAGCCAUCGUCUCAGUGAGCUGCGCCUGCUAUUUGGGGCUCGAGAUGGAGCUGGCUCCGAGCACCAGAUCAACCACCAGGGCUUCUCAGCAGAGGUACAGCUCAUCCACUUCAACCAAGAGCUCUACGGGAACCUCAGUGCUGCCUCCAGGGGCCCCAAUGGCCUGGCCAUCCUCAGCCUCUUUGUUAAUGUGGCUGGCAGCUCAAACCCGUUCCUCAGCCGCCUUCUUAACCGUGACACCAUCACCCGAAUUUCCUACAAGAAUGAUGCCUACUUUCUUCAAGAUCUGAGCCUGGAGCUCCUCUUUCCUGAGUCCUUCGGCUUCAUCACCUAUCAGGGUUCCCUCAGCACCCCGCCCUGCUCGGAGACUGUCACCUGGAUUCUCAUUGACCGGGCCCUCAAUAUCACCUCCCUCCAGAUGCACUCCCUGAGACUUCUGAGCCAAAAUCCUCCAUCCCAGAUCUUCCAGAGCCUCAGCGGGAAUGGCCGGCCCCUGCAGCCCUUGGCCCACAGAGCCUUGAGAGGCAACAGGGAUCCCCGGCACCCGGAGAGGCGCUGCCGAGGCCCCAACUACCGCCUGCAUGUGGACGGUGCCCUCCACGGUCGCUGAGACUCCCCCAGCGAGGAAUGCACCUGCCCUUCCCAAGCCUCCCUCACUUAGGGAGGGGAGCAAACCUCCCCCCCAAAAAAAACAGUGCUAUUAAAGGGACAGAACACUUC
This is a messenger RNA of Erinaceus europaeus (western European hedgehog), 1532 nucleotides long. It is a transcript of the gene CA11, whose product is annotated as carbonic anhydrase 11. The transcript is spliced from 9 exons. The coding region runs from base 436 to 1422 and encodes 328 amino acids. The record is from RefSeq and is a predicted model, not a curated record. NCBI's taxonomy places the organism in Eukaryota, Metazoa, Chordata, Mammalia, Eulipotyphla, Erinaceidae. Gene Ontology annotation, molecular function: carbonate dehydratase activity; zinc ion binding.